Molecule: messenger RNA, 3500 nt
Organism: Carlito syrichta (Philippine tarsier)
Lineage: Eukaryota; Metazoa; Chordata; Mammalia; Primates; Tarsiidae
Gene: ADGRG2
Product: adhesion G protein-coupled receptor G2
Exons: 26
Coding region: 1-2904 (967 amino acids)
Biological process (GO): adenylate cyclase-activating G protein-coupled receptor signaling pathway; cell surface receptor signaling pathway
Cellular component (GO): membrane
Molecular function (GO): G protein-coupled receptor activity
Source: RefSeq, a predicted model, not a curated record
AUGGUUUUCUCUAGCAGGAAGUGCGGCCAUGUCGGCAGGCCUGAGGAAGUUUUAUCAACAUUCAAGAUAUUCCUUGUCAUCGUUUGUCUUCAUGUCGUUCUGGUUACAUCCCUGGAAGAAAAUGCUGAUAAUUCCAGUUUAUCGCCAUCUGCUGAACCAUCUCUUGUUGGUUUUGUCCCCUACUCCAAUGGUACUCCAGAGGUUGAAACAACAAGCCUCAAUGAUGCUACUGUAAGCGUAUUAACUACUUUAAAUAAAACAGAAAAAACUAAAAUCACUAUAGUAAAAACCUUCAAUGCAUCAGGAGUCAAACCCCAGAGAAAUACCUGCAAUUUGUCAUCUAUUUGCAAUGACUCAGCAUUUUUUAGAGGUGAGAUAAUGUUUCAACAUGAUGAAGGAAGCAGCGUUACUCAGAAUCAAGAUAUAACUAACAACACCUUAACCAGAGUCCUGUCUCUAAGUGAAUUGAAACGAUCAGAGCUCAACAAAACCUUGCAGACUCUAAGUGAGACUUAUUUUAUCGUGUGUGCUACAGCAGAGGCUCAAAGCACAUUAAAUUGUACAUUCACAAUAAAACUGAAUAAGACAAUGAAUGUAUGUGCUGUAAUAGCUGCUUUGAAAAGAGUCAAGAUUCAACCAAUGGAACACUGCUGCUGUUCUGUUGGGACACCCUGCCCUUCCUCCCCAGAAGAGUUGGAAAAGCUGCAGUGUGACCUGCAGGAUCCUGUUGUCUGUCGUGUUGAUCAUCCACAUGGCCCACCAUUUUCUUCUUCCCAUAAUUCUAUCCCAGUUGCACCUCUGGCCACUAUUCUUUCCCUGGUCUCCAGUACCUUCUCUUUUGCUGAGCCCCUAGAUCAUCCACCUGUGACCCAGAAUGUUCCUUCUCUGACAGAAGAGAUUCACCCUCCUUCUCCCCAGCCUUCGAUUCCCAUAGCUUCCAGCCCUGCCACUGAUGUCCUUCUCCAAUCUGGAACUAUCUCUUCCCCUAUGCCCCAACCCCAUCUUUAUCACACUUUGCCACCUGAGAAAGCCUCACUUUCCUCUCCCACCACAUCUGUCCCCGCGAGUGUCAUCACCACCAGCACAGCUCCUGACAAGACAGAAACCGUCAACAGCAGUGGUAUUUCCGAUCUCGAAAACCAAGUGUCCCAGAUGGAGAAGGCUCUGUCCUUAGGCAGCUUGGAGCCUAACCUUGCGGGAGAAAUGAUAAACCAAGUCAGCAAACUCCUUCGUUCCCCGCCUGCCAUGCUGGCUCCUCUGGCUCAGAGGUUGCUGAAAGUAGUGGAUGACAUUGGCUUACAGCUGAAUUUUUCAAACAAGACUAUAAGUCUAACCUCCCCUUCUUUGGCUCUGGCUGUGAUCAGAGUGAAUGCUAGUAAUUUCAACACAACUACCUUUGCGGCUCAAGACCCUGAAAAUCUGCAGGUUUCUCUAGAAACUCAAGCUCCUGAGAAUAGUAUUGGCAUUAUCACUCUUCCUUCAUCACUGAUGAGUAAUUUACCAGCUAAUGAUGUGGAGCUGGCUUCCAGGGUUCAGUUCAACUUUUUUGAAACACCUGCCCUGUUUCAGGACCCUUCCCUGGAGAACCUCUCUCUGAUCAGUUACGUCAUAUCAUCAAGUGUUGCGAACCUGACCGUCAGGAAAUUGACAAGAAACGUGACAGUCUCAUUAAAGCACAUCAACUCGAGCCAGGAUGACUUAACAGUGAGAUGUGUAUUUUGGGACUUGGGCAGAAAUGGUGGUAGAGGAGGCUGGUCAUCCGAUGGCUGCUCCGUCAAAGACAGGAGGCUGAAUGAGACCAUCUGUACCUGCAGCCACCUUACAAGCUUUGGCGUUCUAUUGGACCUAUCUCGGACAUCCUUACUGCCUGCACAAAUGAUGGCUCUGACAUUUAUCACUUAUAUUGGUUGUGGGCUUUCAUCAAUUUUUCUGUCAGUUACUCUUGUAACCUACAUAGCCUUUGAAAAGAUCCGGAGGGAUUACCCUUCCAAAAUCCUUAUCCAGUUGUGUGCUGCUCUGCUCCUGCUAAACUUAGUCUUCCUACUGGACUCAUGGAUUGCUCUGUAUAAGACGCGAGGCCUCUGCAUCUCAGUGGCUGUAUUUCUUCAUUAUUUUCUCUUGGUCUCAUUCACAUGGAUGGGCCUGGAAGCGUUCCAUAUGUACCUGGCCCUUGUCAAAGUGUUUAAUACUUACAUCCGAAAAUACAUCCUUAAAUUUUGCAUUGUUGGUUGGGGGGUACCAGCUGUGAUUGUGACCAUCGUCCUGACUAUAUCCCCAGAUAACUAUGGGCUUGGAUCCUAUGGAAAAUUUCCCAAUGGGUCACCAGAUGACUUUUGCUGGAUCAACAGCAAUGCAGUGUUCUAUAUUACGGUUGUGGGAUAUUUCUGUGUGAUAUUUUUGCUGAACGUCAGCAUGUUCAUUGUGGUCCUGAUUCAGCUCUGUCGAAUUAAAAAGAAGAAGCAACUGGGAGCCCAGCGUAAAACUAGUAUUCAAGACCUCAGGAGUAUUGCUGGCCUUACAUUUUUACUGGGAAUAACAUGGGGCUUUGCCUUCUUUGCCUGGGGACCAGUUAAUGUCACCUUCAUGUAUCUCUUUGCCAUCUUUAAUACCUUACAAGGGUUUUUCAUAUUCAUCUUUUACUGUGUAGCAAAAGAAAAUGUCAGGAAGCAAUGGAGGCGGUAUCUUUGUUGUGGAAAGUUACGGCUGGCUGAAAAUUCUGGAAAUGCUUCUACAGAGAGGAAUGGGGUUUCUUUCAGUGUUCAGAAUGGAGACGUGUGCCUUCAUGAUUUCACUGGAAAACAGCACACGUUCAAUGAGAAAGAAGAUUCCUGCAAUGGGAAAAGUCGUAUGGCUCUCAGAAGGACUUCAAAGCGGGGAAGCUUGCACUUUAUUGAGCAAAUGUGAUUCCUUUUUUCUAAAAUCAAAGCAUGAUGUUUGACCGUGUGAAAUGUCCAAUUUUACCUUUUACACAAUGUGAGAUGUAUGAAAAUCAUCUUAUUUUACACUCAGCAACCUCUGGAGAAGCAUAAGCUAAUUGAGGCAAUCAUUACUAUUGGAAGAGGAAACCAAGACAUUAUACCACGGUUUUUAGACAUUUGCAGUGUUUUCUUAUCCUUCAUUUUAAAAGAAGAUUGAUUUUAAACAACACUCUAAGACUCCUGUUUUGUUUUUUUUUUAAGUAUCUAAUUUUUAGCCACAUUUUAAAGAGGCUAAGUUAUCUUUGAGAACAUCAUAUGAAGCAACUGUUGACUUCAGCCUGUUGGUGAGUUUAGUCGUGCAUGCCUUUGUUGUAUAUAAGCUCAGAUCUAGUGACCUACAUGUCAAAAAUCUUACUUCUACAUUUUUUGUAUUUAUUUUCUACUGUGUAAAUUUAUUUCUUUGUAGAAUCAUGGUUGUGUUUUGUUUAACAUGAUAAUUCAGAAAGUCCUUGCUGGUUCAGUGAAUUCUAAAGCUUCUUUUGGAGAUUAUAUGGGAUGUGAAAUACAGAAACUUCACUGAAA